Molecule: messenger RNA, 1098 nt
Organism: Sparassis crispa
Lineage: Eukaryota; Fungi; Basidiomycota; Agaricomycetes; Polyporales; Sparassidaceae
Exons: 4
Coding region: 1-1098 (365 amino acids)
Source: RefSeq, a predicted model, not a curated record
AUGCCAGUUGGUCCAGUAGACGACAAAGGCACAGCACUUUAUUACGAGGACUCUGGCGUGCCAGGAGCAUCCACUACAUACGCGACAAUCUUCCUCGUGCACGGAACUAUGUUCCAUAGUGGAAUAUUUCGGCCUAUGGUCCCAUACGCAGCCGUCCAUAACCUUCGCCUUGUCCUUGUCAAUCUUCGUGAUUACCCUGGCUCGUCGCCGUAUUCACCUACCGAGCGCGAAUUGCUCGCUGGACCAGGUCGCGAAGCGCAGGCAGCAGCAAUACAGAACCGUGGCCUUGAGCUCGCCGCCUUCAUUACCUGGUUCAUCGAGCAGGAGCAGAUACCACCCACUUCGCGUUCAGCCGCCGAGGCUGCUGACACCACGGGAGGCUUCGCACUUCUCGGAUGGUCCUCGGCAAAUUGUCAGACCAUUCCUGUGAUUGCCCAUGCAGACAAAAUGCCAGAAAAGACGCGGAAGCUAUUCAAUGCUUACUUCCGCGCCUACUUUUUUCACGAUUCGUCCUUGACGGGUAUUGGUGAAGCAGCGCCACAGGACAUGUAUGGUAUCUUUCGUGAUGCCAGACUCACUUACGAGGAGAAAGUUGCUGGCUUCCCGGCGUGGGUGUCAUCCUACUUCACGCGAGUCGAUCUGGAACCUGAAACACCUGCCUUCUUAUCGACCCUGACUUCACGCAAGGCGGUCCACGAAGACACCGAUGACGCUCGUUGGACACCGUCUGUGCUCCGAAUGUCGGAUGACGUCUUCGCUGCUGUUGCAGAUCCCAGCGUCAUGCUACGGUCGCAAGUACUGAUUCAGAAUGUGGAUGUCACAGUCUAUGGAGAGAAUUUGCGCCGCGCACUGUCCCGCUGCUACAUUGAUGGCGAUAACGGUCGGGAGGAAAUAUGGCCCUCGCUGAAGCUCCGGGCGCUCUGGUGUGACAUGAGUGUCGGAGAGGAAUUGUUAGCGGCCUCAAAGAUCAUGGGUAUUCUUGAUGGAAUUUCACCUGCGGGCAGAAACCUGGAGUUUGUUAGAGUGGAGAACGCUAAUCAUUUUGUUCAUUGGGAUCAGCCCGAGACGUUCGUCAGACUUCUUGCGAACGAGAUAUGA